AGAGCUCCAGGGGCCGAGGGAGAGGAGGGGCGCGCAAGCUGCAAAGCCGAUCCCGCGAAUUCAUUACAGUAAACAUCUCCCGGGGGUGUCAGGAGGGGUGGGGGUGGGGACUUCGGCGUCUACAUUAGCGGACCGGUCAGAUCAAGGCAGCAGUGUGGCUGGAGCUGCCUCCAGACCCGCGCCCCGCAGACGCUGCACUUGGAGUGAGCCCCGCGCCCGCCCCCGCGCAGCCCGAGCUGCACGCCCUGCUGCGCGUGGUCCGCACAUUCCCUGCGACCGAGCGCCCGCCCAGUUCUCCCGCCGACUCGCGCGGUCCUCGGGCUCCCAGCAGUCCCGGAUCUGGCCGGGACGCGCUCCACCGCCCUCUUAGAUCGCCCUACUUUUUUCGGGGUUCGAGGCGGAGAGGGGGAGACGGAAGAGGAGAGGAGACCAGAGCUGCGGCGGCCCGAGCCUAGAUAAAGUGGCAUGCCCGACCCCUGGAGACGGAGGUGGCAGAGGACCCGGGAAGACGAUGCCGCGGCUCCGUAGGGGACGUAGGCGACAGCGAGCAAGGCGAGCGGGGCGCUCGGGCGCCCGCAAGCUGCCGGGAGGCGCUCACCACUCUAAAGCUCUGGCCUCAGCUUUCCGGAGCUCCGACGCAGCCAGAGACAGAGCUGGUUUGCAGCAACCGCCGCCGCCACCUGGAGGACCCAGCAAAAGUUUGGAUCUGGGGGAGGGCGCUGCGCUGAGCGGGAUUACCAGCAGGGCUGAAGGGAGACCUGGAAAACCUUAGCAGCUGUGAAGCUCUCCUUGGAUAAAACUAAUUGCCUGCUUGAUGGUGGAAAUUUUUGAGUUCAAAGGGGAAAAGACAUCAUAGAUGGAGUUUGAAAGCAUCCCUGACACACCUACAAGACCAUUUACUACAACAGAGGUUGCAGACUCUGUUUAACCAAGAAAUUCCUAGGCUGCUCUACACUGGCCCUGCUUACUGUAGAAGAUGCAAGAUUUGCCUGCCUGGCUGGACUUCUAUUGACAGUACUUACCACGUGGCGUCUCUCUUUGCUUGUUGGGCAGAUUCUCCCUGUUGAGUUGUUUUGCACAUGGAGGACCACUGCGUGAGGGCAACCUAGGCAGAUCAGACUAAAGACAUCAGAAAGAUUGUUUUACCAUCUGCCCUCAGGUCAUUUCCUCUCACAGAAGUUCUAGACUUUGACAGAACCUGAUCCAGUCACUUUGCUUUUGUUUUCUGUUUUCCCUGUUAUUUGUUGUUGCUUUUGAUUUUUAUUUUCUCCCUUCCUCACAUUGUAUUUUAUUUCUGUCCUUCAGCAAUGGGCCUGCAGACUACAAAGUGGCCCAGCCACAGGGCUUUUUUUCUAAAAUGUUGGCUUAUCAUUUCCCUGGGGCUCUACUCACAAGUGUCAGAUCUCCUGGCCUGCCCUAGUGUAUGCCGCUGUGACAGAAGCUUUGUAUACUGUAAUGAGCGAAGCUUGACCUCAGUGCCUCUUGGGAUCCCGGAGGGCGUAACCGUACUCUACCUCCACAACAACCAAAUUAAUAAUGCUGGAUUUCCUGCAGAGCUGCACAAUGUACAGUCAGUGCACACGGUCUACCUUUAUGGCAACCAACUGGAUGAAUUCCCCAUGAACCUUCCCAAGAACGUCAGAGUCCUCCACUUGCAGGAAAACAACAUUCAGACCAUCUCCCGGGCUGCUCUCGCUCAGCUUCUGAAGCUGGAAGAACUCCACCUAGAUGACAACUCCAUAUCUACAGUGGGCGUUGAGGACGGAGCUUUCCGAGAGGCCAUUAGCCUCAAACUGUUGUUUUUAUCAAAGAAUCACCUGAGCAGCGUGCCUGUUGGGCUUCCUGUAGACUUACAAGAGCUGAGAGUAGAUGAGAACCGAAUUGCGGUCAUAUCAGACAUGGCCUUUCAGAACCUCACAAGCUUGGAGCGUCUGAUUGUGGAUGGGAAUCUCCUGACCAACAAGGGCAUUGCUGAGGGCACCUUCAGCCAUCUCACCAAGCUCAAGGAAUUUUCCAUAGUCCGGAACUCGCUCUCCCACCCACCUCCUGACCUCCCAGGUACGCAUCUGAUUAGGCUCUACUUACAGGAUAACCAGAUAAACCACAUCCCAUUGACGGCCUUCUCAAACCUCCGUAAGCUGGAACGGCUAGAUAUAUCUAAUAAUCAGCUACGAAUGUUAACUCAAGGGGUCUUUGAUCAUCUUUCCAACCUGAAACAGCUCACUGCUCGGAAUAACCCUUGGUUUUGUGACUGCAGUAUUAAAUGGGUCACAGAAUGGCUCAAAUAUAUCCCUUCUUCUCUUAAUGUGCGUGGUUUCAUGUGCCAAGGUCCUGAGCAAGUCCGGGGGAUGGCUGUCAGGGAGCUGAACAUGAAUCUUUUGUCUUGUCCUACCACAACUCCUGGCCUACCUAUCUUCACUCCAGCUCCAAGUACAGUUGCUCCAACAACUCCGUCUCCUACUCUCUCUGUUCCAAGUCCCAGCAGAGGCUCUGUGCCUCCAGCUCCUACCCCAUCGAAACUUCCCACCAUCCCUGACUGGGAUGGCAGAGAAAGAGUGACCCCUCCUGUUUCUGAAAGGAUCCAACUUUCCAUCCACUUUGUUAACGAUACUUCAGUUCAAGUCAGCUGGCUGUCUCUCUUUCCUGUGAUGGCGUACAAACUGACAUGGGUGAAAAUGGGCCACAGUCUUGUAGGGGGCAUCGUUCAGGAACGAAUUGUCAGUGGUGAGAAGCAACACCUGAGUUUGGUUAAUUUAGAGCCCAGAUCCACCUACCGGAUUUGUUUAGUGCCACUGGAUGCAUUCAACUACCGCACUGUGGAAGAUACCAUUUGUUCUGAGGCUACGACACAUGCCUCUUAUUUGAACAAUGGCAGCAACACUGCUUCUAGCCAUGAGCAGACAACUUCCCACAGCAUGGGCUCCCCUUUUCUGCUGGCGGGCCUAAUCGGGGGUGCAGUGAUUUUUGUGCUCGUGGUGUUGCUCAGCGUUUUCUGCUGGCACAUGCACAAAAAGGGACGCUAUACCUCCCAGAAGUGGAAAUACAACCGAGGACGACGGAAAGAUGACUACUGUGAGGCAGGCACCAAAAAAGACAACUCCAUCCUGGAGAUGACAGAAACCAGUUUUCAGAUUGUCUCCUUAAAUAACGACCAGCUCCUUAAAGGAGAUUUCAGACUGCAGCCCAUUUAUACCCCAAAUGGGGGAAUUAAUUACACAGACUGCCACAUCCCCAACAACAUGCGAUACUGCAACAGCAGUGUGCCAGACCUGGAGCAUUGCCAUACGUAACAGCCAGAGGUCCAACGUGAGAAAGGUGGACAACCAAACUCUCAAGAACACACAUGUGUGUGCACAUAAAGACACGCAAAUUACAUUUGAUAAAUGUUACCCAGAUGCAUUUGUGCAUUUGAAUACUCUGUAAUUUAUACGGUGUACUAUAUAAUGGGAUUUAAAAAAAAGUGCUAUCUUUUCUAUUUCAAGUUAAUUACAAACAGUUUUGUAACUCUUUGCU
Molecule: messenger RNA, 3513 nt
Organism: Onychomys torridus (southern grasshopper mouse)
Lineage: Eukaryota; Metazoa; Chordata; Mammalia; Rodentia; Cricetidae
Gene: Flrt2
Product: fibronectin leucine rich transmembrane protein 2
Exons: 3
Coding region: 1308-3290 (660 amino acids)
Molecular function (GO): protein binding
Source: RefSeq, a predicted model, not a curated record